Messenger RNA from Phaeodactylum tricornutum CCAP 1055/1, 1034 nucleotides. RefSeq lists its product with no specific name. The record is from RefSeq and is a predicted model, not a curated record. Lineage: Eukaryota; Bacillariophyta; Bacillariophyceae; Surirellales; Neidiaceae. The transcript has a single exon. The coding region runs from base 153 to 1034 and encodes 293 amino acids.
AACUCAGGUAUAAACACUUCUAAGAAAUGCGUUUGGUAUAUUGAUAUGAGCACGGUCAGCAUUCGAAAGUAAUCAGUAACCAAUUUUUGUUGGAGGAAGACAUAAAAAACUCCAACUCUUCCGUCUUGGUCUGAUCCAAAAUUGCAACUAGUAUGCGCCAACGAGCGCAUCCACCAGCUCGAGGAAAGGGACACGUGCACCAACGGCGAUUGACGGGGAGAGAGCCUGCAAGGAGCUGGGAGAUCACAUCCGAAAAGGCCGAUAUGCCAGAUUCAACUCUAAGUGGAAGAAGUUCCGAUGAAUUGAGAAAGUACCCUCAGCACCUGCAAUACCAAAAUGAGGCAGCGGGGCGGGACAACAACCGAUCUUCAGUCUUGACAAAGCCUGACCUCGGAACGUUCCACACACUAUUCAGGAAUGCUCAUCAUGUACCAGACAACCGCUACGAGGAAUACAUUUUGGGAUUGAGCACUCGGAGAAAACGACAAAUUUCCACGGUUACAAAGACUUGCUGCGCCCAUACGUGUGCAGGGUUUUCAGUCGUGGCUUGCCUGUUUCUCUUCUUUAUCGGCAUUUUGCUCGACACUCAGCCAUUAUUCAUCAAGGGAGUCCUUCCACAGCAAAUGAUUCAAACCGACGACAACAGCAAGCCUGCUCUUCAAUAUCUAAUUCCUCAACCCCCACACGAACGAUUGCCAUCCGCCCAAUCAGCCUACAGAGCAGCAUUCGCUUAUUUUCUUACAGUUUUCGCCUGCUUUUAUGCAGCUAAUCCCGGCUGGUUUAAAGCACAGAUGUAUCGAAGGCAAAAAUUGUAUCAAGAUAUACCGGACCAUGUUUCAUCGAGCGCUUCUACAAUUCCACAAUUUCACCAAUCCGACGAGUUGGACGAAGCCCCACUCGGUAGCCCGAAUUUUCGCCCAAGUUGGUGGAAUAGAGCCGUGCUAUGGCUAACUCAAUUACUAUAUUCUCGAGGCUGGUACACACCAGAACGUAGACGAAGGAACAACGACAAAAGACAGGCAAAAACAGUUUGA